Molecule: messenger RNA, 588 nt
Organism: Nicotiana tabacum (common tobacco)
Lineage: Eukaryota; Viridiplantae; Streptophyta; Magnoliopsida; Solanales; Solanaceae
Source: RefSeq, a predicted model, not a curated record
AUGGCAUCUGUCGACUCUACUAUUGCACCAUCUGUUGUCUCCGCUGAAACUUCAAAAAAAGCAUGGGAUUAUUUGCAUACCACAUAUGCGAAUAGAUCUCAAACCCGGAUCUAUAGACUUCGAGAUGCACUGGCCAAAGUUCAGCGAGAUCAAAUGUUUGUCACUGAUUAUCUCAGAGAAAUAAGAAUAAUCACUGAUGAGUUAGCUGUUGUCGGUGCCCGCAUUUCUAAUGAAGAAUUGAUUGUGAAAAUACUGAGCGGCCUCGGACCCGAAUAUAAAGCACUGAGUAUUGUUAUUCGAUCAAGGGACUUGCCUAUAUCAUAUGAAAAAUUCUCACACAAGCUCACAGAUCAUGAACUUUAUCUCAAGCAAGCUGAAAAGAAGAAAUCAGUAACUCACAUGACUGUACAAGUUGCACAGCGAACAGUCAAUAAUAAUAACAAUAGCAACAGGCAAACUCGUCGUUGGUCUGGCCAGCCUCAAUGGCGUCCGAAAACUACUCCUGUUGGACAACAACAAUGGCAUUCCCAGAACACUCAAAGAAAUGGAAACUUUUCCCAACAAUGGCAUACCUCCACUCCGUUGUAG